Molecule: messenger RNA, 705 nt
Organism: Kickxella alabastrina
Lineage: Eukaryota; Fungi; Kickxellomycota; Kickxellomycetes; Kickxellales; Kickxellaceae
Exons: 1
Coding region: 125-604 (159 amino acids)
Source: RefSeq, a predicted model, not a curated record
UUUAUUAUCAAUGGAAUCAAAGUAGAACUAGGGCCGGCCUCAUCUUAUAUAUGUAUCUCGCUCCCUUUAUUGUGCACUCCGUUGGUAAGAACUGGUUCUUCUGUGGGCAGACUGGCAUCUUGGCAUGUCAAGGCUGUGCUCUUCGCAUAUGCGCAUUCAAGCAUAUGCAUUAUGGAAAGGAAGGGUAUAUCAGGGUGUCAUUAUUGUGUCCCCUGAUUUGAUCCUCUAUGGUACCAUCAAUGCCCUGUUAGUUGGCAUGUUGAGGUUAAUAAUCGUGAAACAAGUCUUUAUCAACAUCUACUUCCAUAUUGUCAGCCUGCUUAACAAGAUGGCCAGACAAAUAAGCUCCAAUCCAACAAGGGAGACCGGUUACAAAUAUCUGGUAUUUAAUUUUAUAUUUAAUUUUUUGGUGUUUUUGGAUGUCUGCCAAGCCAUUUCGCGAUCAUUUCACAUUGUGCUCAAAGCCGCUGGUAUAUCGACAAAAAUUUUAAUCUCGGCCAGCUUUCCCCUUAGUCACCCACGCGCCAAAAAAAAAAGACGAGUCUUUCUCCCCUGGCAAAGUGAUCAAGAUAAAUACUGGCGCAUUUCAAACAGUUAUACCUGAAUCACAGCUUAAAUUAGCUCGAACCGAUCGCCGGGUUUUGCCUAACUGCGCCGAUUAACAAGUAUGUGGGUAAAUAUCACGUGCAUUAACCUAGCAGUAAC